Messenger RNA from Pelodiscus sinensis (Chinese soft-shelled turtle), 1419 nucleotides. RefSeq names its product chromosome 1 C3orf85 homolog (gene C1H3orf85). NCBI's taxonomy places the organism in Eukaryota, Metazoa, Chordata, Testudines, Trionychidae. The record is from RefSeq and is a predicted model, not a curated record.
CAAAACUGCCCGAAGACCUGUAGUUAAUCAAGAAGCAUGUUUUCCAGACUAUGCCUGAUGCCUCUUAAAAUGGUUCAAGUUGCUGUAUCACUUCUGCUGCUUUCAGGUGUAUUGGGAGCACCUUUUCUGUCUGAAGACGAAGCAAAUGAGUUUAUAAGACUUAAAAGACAAAUACCAUAUUCUCAUCACUAUUGGGACCUAAGCAAUAGCGAGAAUGCAUGGGGUUACACUCUGGCCGAACAGGUUAGUGAAUCAUGGACAGCUUUGAGAACCACAACACAAUAUUACCUGGACUUGGGAUCUUUUGCCUUUGAUCCUGCUGCUGCCCAGCACCACAUUAGGUCUUACAUGGAUAUGCUACAGCAAGCUGGGACUCACCUCCAGCAGCAGACAAAAAAAUACAACUAAACUGAAGAAGUUUCAUGUAACUGUCAAUGUACUGUACGGAGGAUCUUUAUCCAGGAGUUACACCUUUAGCUAUUUGCAACCACCACAUUUAUUUGUCCUGUACCUUAUUAAAGCAUCUGAAGCAGGAACAUACACAGUAGCCCCACAAAGUCCAUAGUUUUCGUGCUUCACAUAAAAGAAAAAGUAAAGUUAAAUCAUGCUAACUUGAACAAAACUGGUGAAGAUGACAAGGCAUCCAUAGUGUUUUUUAAGACAGGUUAAAGAAAAGUUUUUACCUAAAUGGACUCUCCCUUCCACCCACUCCCAUAAAAUACAGGACUACACAACUGUGAUGGCGCAGUCGGGGUUCCCCCGAUCCUACACCCCUGUAACAGCAAGAACAGGUUCCGCCAGCAGAAGAAUAGAGGGAGUUUAUUGCUUCUCCAGGAUACAGCACAGCGUAGAUGUGGUGUGAUUACAGGCUUCGGGGCCAGGAUGUUUCAGACCUCUUGGGUUAGGGGGUCUAUCACCCCUAGCCCCAGCAACCUCAGUUUGCCUCCCUCAUGGUCCCAGCCCAAGACUGCCCCUUCCCUCAGCACACACUUCCUUUGUUCAGCCUCUUCCCUUAACUUGUAGAACUGGUUUUAACCAUUGUCCUGGGGCCGUAAGGCACGCCCUGCUGUGCUGUGCUGUGCUUACAGGCAGCUGCCAGUGGGGGUCCCCCACAGCCCACAGCCCAAGCAUAGUAACUAACAAGGUACUAACACUACACCACAUCUCUUCCCCCACUACAGGUGGGGUCACUCUGCCUGUGGCCUGGGGAAUUUCGGGCCCCCCACUACAGGACAGCGUGUUGGCGAUGAUGUGGGCCCUUCUGCAUAGUCCUGUCUUUUGUUUCAGCAAGACCAGACUAACACAGCUACAUCUCUAUUACUAUUCCCAUAAAAUAGUCCAUUUAAAUAAAUGCUGCAGUUCUGGCAACUGAAAACUGGGUAUUUUUUACUUCUUUAAAUAAAGAUUUUGGCAUUUGAA